CGGCUCUCACUCAGCCAAGCUGCAACCGCAACCUCUCCUUCCAACCUCCCUUUCUUUUCCCCCUCCUCUCCCUUUCUUCCUCGCCUCCGGUAGCAAUCUUCUUUCCAUGGGAACGGAGGAGGCCCCUACCAAGGUAAACUUAUCGGCGGAGACGACGUUUGUUGCCUCUUUUAGAUCCCAUCUGAAAGAGACCUUCUUCCCCGACGACCCCUUCCGCCAGUUCAAAGGCCUCCCGGCAUGCGGCAUAGCAUGGACCGCCCUCAAAUAUUUUGUUCCAAUGCUUGGUUGGGCUCCCAGUUACACCUUCGCCAAGUUCCGGUACGACCUUCUCGCCGGUAUCACCAUCGCCAGCCUUGCGAUCCCGCAAGGCAUUAGCUAUGCUCGCCUCGCCGAUCUUCCUCCCAUUAUUGGCCUAUAUUCUAGUUUCGUGCCACCUUUGAUCUAUGCGAUCUUGGGUAGUUCAAACAACCUCGCAGUCGGAACCGUUGCAGCAGCCUCAUUGCUUCUUGCUUCAAUCAUUUCGGGUGAAGUCUCACCCUCUGACAAUCCACAGUUAUACGCUCAGUUAUGCUUCACCGCGGCCUUCUUCACUGGAAUUCUUCAAACAGCCUUGGGGUUCCUCAGGCUUGGGAUAUUGGUGGAUUUCUUAUCCCGGUCGACCAUCACCGGAUUCAUGGGCGGGACGGCGAUCAUCAUAAUUCUGCAACAGCUCAAAGGCAUGCUCGGAUUAAAGAAUUUCACAGCCAAGACUGAUCUCAUCUCCGUGAUGCAUUCGGUCUUCACGUACAGACAUGAGUGGAAAUGGCAGAGUGCAGUCCUUGGUAUAUGCUUUCUUUGCUUUCUACUUCUCAGCCGGCAUCUGAAAACAAAAGUUCCAAGGCUAUUCUGGGUCUCAGCAAUGGCUCCUUUGCUGGUGGUGGUUCUGGGAGGUAUUUUUGCUUUUGUUGUCCAUGGGGACGAUCAUGGAAUCCCUACAGUUGGCACUCUGAGAAAAGGACUCAAUCCGAUAUCCAUAACGGAAUUAAAAUUCCAGUCUCAAUAUCUACCUACGGCUAUGAAAGCAGGAUUGCUUUCGGAUUUCCUGGCACUAGCGGAAGGAAUAGCUGUUGGAAGGAGCCUAGCAUUGCUGAAAAAUGAACAAAUAGAUGGGAACAAGGAAAUGAUAGCUUUUGGGAUGAUGAACAUAGCUGGCUCUUUCUUUUCAUGCUAUCUCACAACUGGGCCCUUUUCUAAGUCGGCAGUUAAUUUUCAUGCGGGAUGCAAGACACCGAUGUCUAAUGUGGUGAUGGCAGUUUGCAUGAUGUUGGUGUUGCUAUUCUUGGCUCCUCUCUUCGAACACACUCCUUUAGUGGCUCUAUCAGCGAUCAUUGUAGUUGCCAUGAUUGGGCUUAUUGAGUACAAGGAGAUCCACCACCUCUUCAAGGUGGACAAGUUCGACUUCUGUAUCUGCAUGGCUGCUUUCCUUGGGGUUGUAUUAUUCAACAUGGUUGCUGGUCUUGCAUCAUCUGUAGGUUUGUCAGUAAUAAGAGCAUUGUUAUAUGUGGCUAGGCGUGCUUGCAAGCUUGGAAACAUAAGAGGAACUGCAAUGUAUCGUGACAUCGAGCAAUAUCCAGAUUCAUCCAGCUUCCCUUAUAUACUAAUCCUACAACUGGGUUCCCCUAUCUACUUUGCAAACUCUGGCUAUCUAAGGGAAAGGAUCUCAAGAUGGGUAGAAGAUGAAGAGAAUAUCAUCAAAAAGGAUGGGGAAGAUCUUCUGUGUGUUGUUCUUGAUAUCGGUGGGGUGACAUCUAUUGACAACACUGGCAUUGGGAUGCUAAAGGAAGUCUACAGAAUUCUCGAGAGAAGAAAAAUUAAGAUGGCUAUAACAAAUCCAAGGUCAGAGGUGGCAGUGAAGCUGGUAUCAUCAAACUUUAUCAACUUAAUUGGACAGGAUCAGGUGUUUCUCUCUGUCAGGGAUGCAGUUACAGCCUGCCGCUAUGCUCUUCAGGAAUCAAGAGAAAUGGGAGAGCAAGCAUAGGAAUAAGAUUAGGUGGAGCAAGCUGCAAGUAUAGGAAUAAUAUUAGGACGCUUAUAUAGCAAAUGCAUGAUCCUCGCAUUACUACAGGCAGUCUGUCAAUAGCAGCUGAGGUCAAAUGUCACUAGAUAUCGUAUGAUGAUAUGUUUAGUAAGUAGAGAGAUUCUACAUAUGUGAAGCAUUUUCAGAUGACAAUGACAAGAUAAUUUUUGAAUCUAUAGUUUUGUGUAUAAAAAAUAUCAUUAAUUUGUGAGAUUUGAAUGGUGGUGAACUAUAUCUUUUGUAUCAGAAAACAUUAAAAAUUGUAAUAUUUGGAAUCUUCAGAAUUUAUUUUUU
This is a messenger RNA of Phoenix dactylifera (date palm), 2350 nucleotides long. Lineage: Eukaryota; Viridiplantae; Streptophyta; Magnoliopsida; Arecales; Arecaceae. The record is from RefSeq and is a predicted model, not a curated record.